Fopius arisanus is the source of this 518-nucleotide messenger RNA. Its product is annotated as extensin-like. The record is from RefSeq and is a predicted model, not a curated record. Lineage: Eukaryota; Metazoa; Arthropoda; Insecta; Hymenoptera; Braconidae. The coding region runs from base 19 to 495 and encodes 158 amino acids. The transcript has 2 exons.
UAUCGUAAAACUGUAAAAAUGAAAAACAAUUUCAAGUUAUUUUCUCGCACUUUGAAAACCUCGACUCAUCACCAGCAUUACACUAGUCUCGAGAUUUUGAAUAGCCAGUCGGAGAAUGAAUCAGACUCGAAGAAGCCAGAGCCAACGCCUCCGCCCUCGACCCCAACGAAGACUCGUCCCUCGUCAGUGACGUCUCCAGUGACUCCUCGAGCUGUUAUCACUAGUCUCCAGUCCCGAGCCCCAACACCCCAGGUAGUGGUAAUGGAAAAACAGGAAUCCUCGAGGGUGAAAAGCCCCCAGGAUUCUCCAGUCUCAACUCCCAGCAAAUUAGGCUCUCACUCCCCAGAGAGUUCUCGAUCAUCUCCAGGUCUUCAUCUCCCAAAACUCCAACCGCAAUCCCCCAAUCCACCUCUUCACCAAAAUUUGGAAAUUAAAUCCCCGGAAAUAAAACUUCCAAAAUUAAUCGAGACCUCAGCAUUAGCGAAUCGCACGUAAUAAAAAUUGAAUUUUAAUGAAUU